AUGCGUAACUUUUUUACUGUCCUUCUCGUCGCCGCCUCGGCGCUUGCGUCUCCAGAGCCACAGAUCACGGGCAGCGGCGAGUCUAUUAGAAGCGAGACCAAUCCCGAUGCCGACGCAUCUGCCUCCUCUGCUGCCUCAGCGCUGGUAGCAGCGAUCCCCAGCUCCAUCCUGACCGUGAUGGAGACUGCCAUUCCUGCCUCGUGGCAAGACUCCUUAUAUCACAACAAAGACGAAAUCCUUACGGAUCCUUCAUUCCGCUCCUCGGUUGCGAGUGCCGCGUCCGCGGGGACUUAUCCAGCUUGGUAUAAUGAGCUGCCCAGCAGCGUGAAAGCCUGGGCGAGCUCGAACUUUGAUGCUCAGGUUCUCGGUGUCUCAACUACCUCGCAAAGCGUUGCUUCAGAGACUGGUUCUAACGCUGUCUCAACGAGUGCAUCUGCUGUCUCAAAUGCCUCGCAAAUCACUUCCUCUAGCGCCUCCUCUGCUGCUACUUCUGUUUCCGGCUCUACGUCUGUUUCAUCUGCAAAGUCGACUGGCGGUGCGCCCGCGCCUACUAGUGGUGCCGCUAUGGGUGUUGCUGGUGCAGCUGGUGUGCUGGCUCUGGCUCUCGCCCUGUAA
Molecule: messenger RNA, 615 nt
Organism: Penicillium odoratum
Lineage: Eukaryota; Fungi; Ascomycota; Eurotiomycetes; Eurotiales; Aspergillaceae
Exons: 2
Coding region: 1-615 (204 amino acids)
Source: RefSeq, a predicted model, not a curated record